CUGAGCGCGCGAAUGCAGCUACGUGUUUCACAGCCUGCAGCCUGCUCUCUGUUCGCGGUUAGCUUGACGUCGCACGAGCAGUGCUUUAAACGAGCAUAACUAAAGAGAACCUAAAGUAAGGUUCUCCGCCAGAUACCUGCGAUGGCCGACAAGGAAGCAGGUGCAUUUGAUGAUGCAGUUGAGGAGAGGGUCAUAAAUGAAGAGUACAAGAUAUGGAAGAAAAACACUCCCUUUCUGUAUGAUCUGGUCAUGACCCAUGCUUUGGAGUGGCCCAGCCUCACUGCACAGUGGCUCCCUGAUGUCUCCAGGCCGGAAGGAAAAGAUUACAGUGUGCACCGGCUGGUGUUGGGAACCCACACGUCUGAUGAACAGAAUCACCUGGUCAUCGCCAGCGUCCAGCUGCCUAAUGAUGAUGCCCAGUUUGAUGCUUCUCAUUAUGACAGCGAAAAAGGAGAGUUUGGUGGCUUCGGAUCUGUUAGUGGCAAAAUCGAGAUAGAAAUCAAGAUCAGCCAUGAAGGAGAGGUGAACCGUGCCCGCUACAUGCCCCAGAACCCUUGCAUAAUUGCUACCAAGACCCCGACCUCUGAUGUGUUGGUGUUUGACUACACUAAACACCCCUCAAAGCCAGAUGCUUCCGGGGAGUGUCGUCCUGAUCUGCGUCUCAGAGGCCACCAGAAAGAAGGCUAUGGUCUGUCCUGGAAUCCUAAUCUUUCUGGCUCUCUACUUAGUGCUUCAGAUGACCAUACAGUCUGUCUGUGGGACAUAAGUGCUGUGCCUAAGGAAGGAAAGAUAGUGGAUGCAAAGACUAUCUUUACUGGUCACACUGCUGUGGUGGAGGAUGUGUCCUGGCAUUUGCUCCACGAGUCUCUCUUUGGAUCAGUAGCAGAUGACCAGAAGCUCAUGAUCUGGGACACUCGUUCAAACAACACCUCUAAACCCAGCCAUGCAGUGGAUGCCCACACAGCAGAGGUCAACUGUUUGUCAUUCAACCCCUACAGCGAGUUCAUCCUUGCUUCUGGCUCAGCAGACAAGACUGUGGCUCUUUGGGACUUGAGAAACCUGAAACUGAAGCUUCAUUCGUUUGAGUCACACAAGGAUGAAAUCUUCCAGGUUCAGUGGUCACCUCAUAAUGAGACCAUACUGGCAUCCAGUGGCACUGACCGCCGCCUCAACGUCUGGGACCUCAGCAAAAUUGGAGAGGAGCAGUCACCAGAAGAUGCAGAGGAUGGCCCACCUGAGCUACUGUUCAUCCACGGAGGCCACACAGCCAAGAUCUCAGACUUUUCCUGGAACCCCAAUGAGCCAUGGGUCAUUUGCUCUGUGUCUGAAGACAACAUUAUGCAAGUCUGGCAAAUGGCUGAGAACAUCUACAACGACGAAGACCCAGAGGGUUCAACAGACCCUGAGGCCACAGCAUAACAUCCUCACCUGUUGUGCAUCUAACCUCCAACCUCACCAUGAACUGCCAAACUGCCACCUCAGUAGUUCUGUGCAGCUACUUCUACUUCUUCUUUUUUCCAUCCUUCCUUAUUUCACUGGUGGGACGCUAUUCCGCAAAGUACUGUAAAUACAAGAAAGAUCAAUUGUGGCCCUGACCCCUUCGUAAUGCUCAAUUUGGAGCGUUUUAAGAGUAAUUUAUUGCCUGAUUAGUCUCAGGUUUUUCACAAUUACGCUGUAAGUAAUGUAAUAACAAAAAUUCGGCUUCCUCUAAGCAUGUUGGAAAUGAAGCAGAAAAAAGAGGUAAAAUUGCAGUUAUGCUUUUACAUGAUUCACAGGACAGUAAGGUUGCACCGAUACCAUUUUUACCCCUUUUUUACACCUUGUGCUGACAUUUGGGUCCUGGCUCGCAAGUGCAAAUACGAAUACUUUGGUUCUUGAUGUUAUUUUUGAAGGAUUUUAUUCUGAUUGGUUGAACCUUAUCCCUUCUCUUGAGAAUUUAGCAGUGCAGUGUUUGCAGUCUACUUUUGUUAGCCUCAUUUAUGCUGAAUAUCCCCAAACUGCAUGCAUGGUUCAUUAUUCCCAUUCCUGCUCACAUAAUAAGAGCUAACAUGCAGUUAAAUGAUAUCUAUCCAGACUCUGCAGUGUUUAACAAGCACCUAGGCUGUGUUUCAGCACAGGUACAACUAAAGGUAUCGGUACAUCCCUACAGUACAGUGACAGUUAAUAGAACUGUUGAUUGUGUUUUUUCACAGGGAUCAAAAAAGUGUCUCGUAACUUUUACCUUCAGUGUGGCCCUUACUAAAAAAUCGAUCUUUCUCACCAGCUGUUUUUCAAAGAAUUAGCAAUUUUGGAGUGAAUCUGUUAAAAAAUUCCCAUUGGUGGUCCCACCCCCCCCAACCCUUAGUCAUUAAAUGAUCAUUUAACUGUUUUCGUGUUAUAGAUUAGUGGUUGAACUUUUUAUAUGUUCAAUAUUUGUACAGUGAGUGCAUUCUUAAUAAAAAUGUGUUUCAUUA
This is a messenger RNA of Cheilinus undulatus (humphead wrasse), 2453 nucleotides long. It is a transcript of the gene rbbp4, whose product is annotated as retinoblastoma binding protein 4. Gene Ontology annotation, molecular function: histone binding. The transcript has 12 exons. The record is from RefSeq and is a predicted model, not a curated record. Gene Ontology annotation, cellular component: ESC/E(Z) complex; nucleus; NuRD complex. NCBI's taxonomy places the organism in Eukaryota, Metazoa, Chordata, Actinopteri, Labriformes, Labridae. Gene Ontology annotation, biological process: regulation of gene expression. The coding region runs from base 142 to 1419 and encodes 425 amino acids.